CGAACCGUCCCUUAGGCAAAGAUCACCGACAAUCAGCCUCUAGCAGAAGGAGGGCCACUUGAAGUGGGAUUUUCCUGUCACAUGGCUGCUGAACACAAGGACAAGAUACGGCACGUAGUCUGGCCACGGCUGCGCGAAGUCGCCAUUCCGGAUUCACGGUUCCAUUACGAAUUUUCGAGCUUCAUCGCAGACUUUCAAGGCUCAGAUAGAGCGACCGAGCGACUGUGCUUGCUUCCCUGUUAUGUCAACGCCAAAGUUGUAUUUAUAACCCCCGAUAAUUGCCUGGAAAAGCUCAGAUACCAAGCUCUUUGUGAUGGCAAGAAGGUUCUGGUAACCACUUACGCCAUCCGUCGAGGAUUCUGGCUUUUGGAUCCGGCCGUCGUCAAAACCCCUGAGCAACGACAAAUGGCAAGCUUGCUUGAUGCCAUGGAACGACCGGGCCUGGGAAAGCAUGUCACUUUGGCAGACAUGCAAGAUAUGGGCCUCAAGGUCGAUCUGAUGGUGACUGGAACUGGUGCCAUUAAUCAUGCUGGAAUCCGUUUCGGUAAGGGACACGGUUUCUUUGAUCUCGAGUGGUCAAUGUUGACGAGUAUCAAUGUGGUUGAACUUGCUGUGCCCUGCAUCGCUGUUGUUCACGAUUGUCAAGUUCUGGACGAGCAAUUGCAUCCAGAGGUAUUUGACACCGUUUGUGAUUUCAUUGUUACACCCUCGACGAUCAAGGAGGCUGCAGAACAAGGUGCCGUCCAAAAACCUUCUUGCGGCAUCUUAUGGGACAAGUUGCAACCUGGAAUGCUGGAAGAUAUACCUCCGUUGCAAGAAUUGCGCCGUCUCACAACAACAAAAGCCACACAGGGGCCCUGAUCGUUGUCCACGAGUUGCCAUUGCUACGAGUGCCAGUUUAUAUAUUCUGCCGCCACUCUACCAAACAAAAAUUACUGCCGCCAUAUUACCCUUCACGGCAAUUUACCUACCCAAUCGACUGACCGCUUUUCUUUUGAUCAUCCAGCAACGAUGGAUAUUCAGGUAUAUAAUUUCUUUUCCGAGUCACAUGGCAGAUUAAUUUCUCCUUUGUAUUGUAUACUCACCUCACCCAGUCAUGGGGAUCAAG
Exophiala xenobiotica is the source of this 1108-nucleotide messenger RNA. RefSeq lists its product as uncharacterized. The transcript has a single exon. Gene Ontology annotation, cellular component: cytoplasm. The record is from RefSeq and is a predicted model, not a curated record. Lineage: Eukaryota; Fungi; Ascomycota; Eurotiomycetes; Chaetothyriales; Herpotrichiellaceae. Bases 82 to 861 code for a protein of 259 amino acids.